AUGCGGAAUUUGGCUCGCACUACUCCCCCCCGCGACCCUCCCUCUCCCGGGGCAGUCGGUCCUCCAAUUCCUGCUCCUUUCCCUAUCCCUCAAUAUGCGGCAUCUGAUUCCCAAGUUGAGGAUACUCCAGCCUCAGAUGCGGUCGAUACCGAGAACGUUGACCAGCUUCGGUCCGCGUUGAGAGCAGAAAUGGCGGGCGGCUGGGUUACCGGGGGUGCAGCAUUUGUACCUAACGUCAUUCAGCCGAGCGAGAACGAGAAGGGGUUUUCAGACAUGCCGUCUGAUGAAGAGGUCGAGAAAUUCCUCGAGACUUACAACGGUUUCAAGUGGACUAGUUGCCAUGGCACCCCUUCAAAAGGGCCGGGGGAUGGUGCCAGCGCGAGCGGUGCCCGGACACGUACGUCGUUGCACCCUAGGAAAGCCUCAGGCAAUAGACAUCCAGCACCUAGUAGCCAGUCACCCGAAGACUCUCGGCCCCCCUGGUGGACCUGGACGUGCCUGCCAAACGACCCAGACGAGGAGGCUGAACUGGACAAACCAUUCGAGACCAUCAUGAAUGACAUACUGAAGUUUUUCGGCCGUUCGACUCGCCAGGCGAUCGCCACGCAUGGCCAGCAAAUGCCCCACUCGCGGGAUGUACACGCGACGGAGUUGAAGACCAGCCCGGACAUCUGCAUAAUUGGCCAUGGCCCCUCGAUCACAAAGGUCCAACGUUUGCCGAACAAGCCUGUGUAUACUCACGUAGCAGCGCCAAUUGAACUCAAGCACGAGAAAGACGCUUACGAGGGGAAGCAACCAAGCCUAGGAGAAUGGCAGGCCGAACCUCACACGAACCACAAGAUACAGCUAGCGGUCUAUGCCCGGGAAUGUUUCGUGCAGCAGCCCAAUAGACGCUUCGUCUACGGUCUCCUUCUUACGGAAAAAUAUGUCCGACUAUUCCAAUUUGAUCGGGCUGGCUGCUUGUUCUCGGGGCGUAUCCACAUACACAGGGACGCGCACAUGUUCGUCAAACUCAUCCUCGCGCUAUCUACCACGGACGAGGCAAAGCUGGGGUUCGAUACCCGGAUCCAUUGGGAGGAUCAAGACCUGUACUUCUCUCCCAAGGCAUACAAUACGGGGGAGAGGGACAACAUGCUGGGUCGUUGA
Messenger RNA from Gloeophyllum trabeum ATCC 11539, 1146 nucleotides. RefSeq lists its product as uncharacterized. The record is from RefSeq and is a predicted model, not a curated record. Lineage: Eukaryota; Fungi; Basidiomycota; Agaricomycetes; Gloeophyllales; Gloeophyllaceae. Bases 1 to 1146 code for a protein of 381 amino acids. The transcript is spliced from 2 exons.